AUGAAGUACUCCCUCGCCACUCUGGCCAUUAUCGGCUCUGUCCUCGCCUUCCCUGUCCAGGAAGGUGAGAAGCCUCACACUCUCUCUACCUCGUCCUCUAUCUACUCGACUACCCCGGUUACAUCCACUCCGUCGACUAGCCACGCUUCAUCGACUACCCCGGUUACAUCCACUCCAUCGACUACCCCGGUCACGUCCACUCCCUCGACUAGCCACGCUUCAUCGACUACCUCCAAGCCUUCGUCCGCCUCCGCCAGCUCGACCCCCAGCUCGACCCCCAACUGCGACGCUGAGUCCGAGGGCGACAACGGUAACCACUAUGGCUGGUGCAAAAAGGCCCAGCACUCUGGCACCUACAAGAACGGCAAGAGCGAUUAA
Molecule: messenger RNA, 378 nt
Organism: Penicillium samsonianum
Lineage: Eukaryota; Fungi; Ascomycota; Eurotiomycetes; Eurotiales; Aspergillaceae
Exons: 1
Coding region: 1-378 (125 amino acids)
Source: RefSeq, a predicted model, not a curated record